AUGUCCAUUGCUACGCGACAUAGUAUGCCGUGCGAUGAAGGGGCCUCUAGGAGUAUUGUAUAUGACUCGGCCUCAUCUUAUGGAGGGAUGGGCAUCGUGGACGACACUUCGUCCGUAUACACCGCCAAUACUAGCAGUCACACGCCGCUGGACCUUGAGAGCCUUUCGAUUAUUGAUGACCGCUCUCACGUUGGAUCAUCAGCCAGCAACGGCCAUACGCAUGCACUAUCUCAGAAUGGUUCUGUUAGACUGGGUGUGGACGAGGAUUUUGAUGCUGUCCUUGACGAUCUGAAGGACGACGCACAAGUUGAUCUGCCCCCACACGCGUGCAGCUACUGUGGCAUUCACAAUCCGGCGUCUGUUGUCAAAUGUCUCGUAUGCUCCAAGUGGUUCUGCAAUUCUCGUGGGAAUACGUCUGCAUCGCACAUCGUGAACCACCUUGUGCGUGCGAAGCACAAAGAAGUUAUUCUUCAUGCAGAGAGCCCGCUUGGAGAAACGACUCCCGAAUGCUACAAUUGCGGUAGCAAAAAUGUCUUUAUGCUUGGUUUUAUACCUGCGAAAAGCGAUACUGUGGUCGUGCUGUUGUGCCGACAACCUUGCGCAGCAAUCUCGAAGGACAUCUCCUGGAAUGCAGCUCUCUGGGCGCCUCUCAUCGAUGAUCGCUCUUUCCUCUCCUGGCUAGUCAAGCCGCCCAGCGAGACCGAGCAGCUCCGCUCUCGCCAAAUCUCAUUCUCUCAGAUCAACCGCCUUGAAGACUUGUGGCGCGAAAAUGCUAGCGCCACCCUAGAAGAUUUGGAAAAACCCGGUGUAGAUGAUGAGCCCCAGCCGAUCAUGUUGCGGUACGAGGACGCGUAUCAAUAUCAGAAUAUCUUCGGGCCGCUUGUGAAGAUCGAAGCUGAUUAUGAUAAGAGGCUCAAGGAAAGUCAAACCCAGACGGAUAUCACUGUGAGGUGGGAUCUGGGUUUGAAUCAAAAAAGGGUGGCGUGGUUCGGGCUGCCGAAGUUGGAAAGUGGGGAAGUGAGGUUGGCUGUAGGGGAUGAAUUGAGGCUCAGGUAUUCUGGGGAGCUUCAUAAACCUUGGGAGGGUGUAGGACAUGUGAUCAAAGUUCCGAACAAUGUCUCGGACGAAAUUGGUCUCGAGCUACGUAGAACCGAGGGCGUUCCUCACGAUAUCACUCACAACUUCUCUGCGGAUUUCGUGUGGAAGUCGACGAGCUUUGAUAGGAUGCAGCUUGCCAUGAAAACUUUUGCCGUCGAUGAGAAGAGCGUUAGCGGGUAUAUUUAUCACAAACUUCUCGGCCACGAACUAGAGCCUCAGGUCUUGCGUACUCAGAUGCCCAAGCGAUUCUCUGCCCCCGGGCUUCCGGAGCUGAACCAUUCGCAGAUGUUUGCGGUCAAGAGCGUCCUACAGAAGCCCAUCAGUCUGAUUCAGGGCCCUCCUGGCACGGGUAAAACCGUCACAUCAGCUUCGAUCGUAUACCAUCUUGCAAAAAUGAAUCCAGGCCAGGUGCUCGUCUGCGCACCAUCGAACGUCGCUGUCGACCAACUCACGGAGAAAAUUCACGCUACUGGCCUCAAAGUCGUGCGCCUGACAGCCAAGUCGCGCGAGGCGCUCGACUCAUCUGUGUCUUUCUUGACGCUGCAUCAACAGGUCGCGAACCACACUUCGCAUGUGGAACUGCAGAAGCUCAUCCAGCUCAAGAACGAGCAGGGAGAGUUGAGCUCAAACGAUGAGAGGAAGUACAAAACAUUGAUCCGGCAUUGCGAGAAGGAGAUAUUGAGUGCCGCAGAUGUGAUUUGCUGCACUUGUGUGGGUGCGGGAGAUCCAAGGUUGAGCAAGUUAAAAUUCAGGACAGUAUUGAUAGACGAAGCCACGCAGGCUGCCGAGCCAGAAUGCAUGAUCCCCCUUAUUCUGGGUUGCAAGCAAGUCGUGCUCGUAGGAGAUCAUCAACAACUCGGACCUGUUAUCAUGAACAAGAAGGCGGCCCGCGCGGGUCUCACUCAGUCCCUCUUUGAACGCUUAGUCGUUCUGAGCAACCGCCCUAUCCGUCUUCAAGUGCAGUACCGUAUGCACCCGUGUCUUUCGGAGUUCCCUUCGAACAUGUUCUACGAAGGAACGCUGCAAAACGGUGUUACCGCGCCUGAGCGCCUGCGCAAAAACGUAGACUUCCCAUGGCCUGUCCCGGACACCCCGAUGUUCUUCUAUCAGAAUCUUGGUCAAGAAGAAAUCUCAAGCAGUGGGACGUCAUUCCUUAACAGAACGGAGGCUUCAAAUGUUGAGAAGAUUGUCACCAAGUUUUUCAAAUCUGGUGUUGUGCCGGGCCAGAUAGGUGUCGUCACACCCUACGAAGGCCAGCGCUCGUACAUCGUCAAUUACAUGCAGUACAACGGGACCCUCAAGAAAGAUCUCUACAAGGAGAUUGAGGUUGCUUCCGUCGACGCAUUCCAAGGUCGCGAGAAGGACUAUAUCAUUCUCAGCUGUGUUCGGAGCAACGAGCACCAGGGCAUCGGUUUCUUGAACGACCCCAGACGUAUGAAUGUGGCGCUCACUCGUGCGAAAUACGGUGUUGUUAUUCUAGGCAACCCUAAAGUCCUGAGCAAGCAUCCUUUGUGGCACUAUCUCCUGACUCAUUACAAGGAGAAAGGUUGCCUUGUCGAGGGACCCCUGAACAACCUGCAGCCUAGUAUGAUCCAAUUCAGCAAGCCCAGGCGCACACUUAGCAAGUCAAUGGACCAGUUCCGCCGUCAUGACUCAAGUGCGCGGGAAUUAUUGAACAACGUGCCAAUGAGCUCCGGAACGCCGAGCCGCUUUGAUGCAUCUUUCUACCGCACACACGACGCACUCAAUUACAUCCCCUCUGAUGUCCAAUCAUUGCGCUCUCAGGCUACCUACUCUUCUGGUCUACCCAUUUUUGCCGCUUCUGGGCCAUUUGGAGCAGGCAUGCAGCGGGCUGUGGGAGGCGCGAAGCGCGGUGGCUAUGGCUCUUAUGCAUCGUCUAUCAUCUCGCAGGAUGGACCUGCAGACAGCUCUAGCAGCGUGGUAGGCCCAAUGGAUCGCGUGGCAUACUCGCAGAGUGACAGAUUGACACGGCGCACCAGCUUUUCCAGCUUGGCGGGCACGUCCGAAGUCGGGAGCAUGGCUAGUGCAUUUGACUACAAGAGCCAGGAUGAUGCGGCGGAUUUGGAUGACGUGAAGAGCCAGUAUGCAGCCACGCAGAGCGGUGUGACUGCAUUCUGAGCGCUCCGGGCAACGGGCACUUGUUGAUGGCUUUGUCGGUGCAAGCUAUCGUAUCUUGGUAGCCCCUGAUUCCCCCGCGUUCAGGUAUCAUUGGAAGUCUUCUUGGUUGUCUACCCGGCCAUGUCCUCGUGCGAGUUGGCGCCGUGCACCCAUGUGCACUCUUGGCAUCCUACCGCGACGGCCGGACUGCUUCGGGGCAUAUGCUUGCACACGAUAGUCAUCGUGGUCCCCUCCCCUCCCAAGCGCCAUGUUCCCCAGCCAUUCUGGGUUCCGGCGAGAAUGUUGCUGAGGUCCUGCUAUUGGCAAGUCACAUGCCGCAGGAGCUGUCCCUUCUGUUGUAUUGGGUCGUCUCGAUAUUAGAAAUUUAAAAAAUAGAUGAGUUGUUGUAUGAUUUG
Messenger RNA from Heterobasidion irregulare TC 32-1, 3632 nucleotides. RefSeq lists its product as uncharacterized. Bases 1 to 3237 code for a protein of 1078 amino acids. Gene Ontology annotation, cellular component: cytoplasm. The record is from RefSeq and is a predicted model, not a curated record. The transcript has 9 exons. Gene Ontology annotation, biological process: nuclear-transcribed mRNA catabolic process, nonsense-mediated decay. NCBI's taxonomy places the organism in Eukaryota, Fungi, Basidiomycota, Agaricomycetes, Russulales, Bondarzewiaceae. Gene Ontology annotation, molecular function: ATP binding; ATP hydrolysis activity; zinc ion binding.